AUGUUUCAGUGCCUUGGGUUGGGUACGGUCGAAACCGGUGGUUGUGGUGAGGAUUGGUGGCAUCCGGAGUGCCUGAUCGGUUUACCAAGGGACUGGUAUAAAAAAGCGAAAGCUGCGACGGCGGAUGUCGAAACCACGAAGCAGGAUAGUGGGGCGGAUGACAAUGACGAUGAGGAUACGCCUCUGCCCCCGGGAUUCCCGGCUGAAGAUGAAUUUGAGACAUUCUUGUGUUACAAGUGUGUCGAAUCUAAUCCGUGGUUGAAGCGAUACGCAGGAACACCGGGGUUCCUUCCAGCAGUCUAUAAGGAGGGCGGACUGUACAAAGGCUUGGAAGAGCAGCGCACAGCCACAGAGCCUUCGAAUGUAUCUUCCGAUCCGUUGACCAACACUAAGAAACGCAAGGCGGACGACGAUGACACGACAGAAACAAAGGAGACAAAUGAGCCAGCUGCAAAGCGGACACAGUCAGAGCUCGAUGGCGAACAGACCCCCACAGAACCAAAGCCAGAGACUACCCAGCCCGAACCCGCCAAACCCAAGCACGAUUCCCUCUCUAACCCACCCCCAUCUGGAACAUUUUCCCUCUUCCUCAAAGAAGACUUCCGCGAGCACUUCUGCCGCUGCCCGGAAUGUUUCCCUAACCUAGCCAAAUACCCCCAACUCCGCGAAGAGGAGGAAACAUACGAGCCCCCUCUCUCGGAUGAUGGCGAAGCCAACGGCGGAGGCAGCACCGGAACAGGCAGUCUCUACGACCGCGGCGAGGCAGCCCUGAGUAACAUCGACCGUGUCCGGGCUAUCGAGGGUGCGAUGGUGUACAACCACCUCCGCGAUAAAGUGAAGGAGUUCCUGAAGCCAUUUGCGGAGUCCGGCACCGCUGUCAGCGCGGAGGAUAUCAAGGCCUACUUUGAGAAGUUGCGUGGUGAUGAGCAGCCGAUCAAGGAUGCUGCUGCUGGUCAGGCCUCCGCUUCUUCCAGGAAUGGCGGUAACGAAAAGGACGAGGGAGGAGAUGGUCGGAAAGAACAAAGUGGUAUGUCUGGUUCGAAAUUGUCUGUCGCCUCGGGUUUUGUUGCUGACUCGGAGCAGGUUAUUGAGAUGACGUCGUCUUUUUCGGCUGAAGAUUAA
Molecule: messenger RNA, 1122 nt
Organism: Aspergillus thermomutatus
Lineage: Eukaryota; Fungi; Ascomycota; Eurotiomycetes; Eurotiales; Aspergillaceae
Product: putative metaphase-anaphase transition protein (Mlo2)
Exons: 1
Coding region: 1-1122 (373 amino acids)
Cellular component (GO): cytoplasm
Molecular function (GO): zinc ion binding; ubiquitin protein ligase activity
Source: RefSeq, a predicted model, not a curated record